GCCGAAAGGACGCGCGCGUUAUCCGAACUACUGCUGGACUAAUUCCCCCCCAUCCCGAGAUAUGGAUGCAUUCCAUUUGCUCUUCUUUACCUCUCUGAUUGUUCUGACUUGUCCAGCUGCAUCGGACGGACCUACUUCACACCUUGUUCAACUAAGAGAUAGUGUUUCCUUCUCCUAUUCCGGUGCGAAUCUGUUUUUGGAUUUGCUCAGAGGAAAUGAUUCGCCUAAGGUUGUCGUUGAAGUUUUCGUUAAUAUUAUGAGCUCGCCGGACAGCAGGUUAUCUUUUCGCUCUAUCCAGCCCAUUCUGUCGUCUUACGCUGGCUUUGCAACCUGCUUGGUUAUUGGUAUCCUCUUUGCUAUAUUGAUGCCACUCAUUGGCCUUGUGUUUUGUUGCGCUCGAUGUUGCGGGAAAUGCGGAGGCCGUAUUCAGCUGAUGGAUUCAAGAAAGGACCCUUGCAAACGCGUUGUAUACACAAUAUGUGCAGUUAUUAUCGUCACUGUGCAACUCAUGGCUGUCGUGUUGGUGUUCGUCAAUCAUUUCCUACUUCAUGAAGCUUUGGUCAACCGCGAUCCUGAAGUGGGAGUUUCGAGCCAGCUUGCCCUGAGUCUUAACGAAACCCAACGAGCCCUUAACGAUAUGUUCGACUUGGCGGUUAAUACUUCCUCAGUCAAUCUCGAUGAACACAAAGCUAAAUUUAUGAAGACAAUAGAUGAUGGUCUACUGGAGUUCCAGGUUGCAUUUAUUCGGAGAUCCAGUGCCAAUCAUGUGUCGAGACCAAUCAAGGACCUUCAAGCAGUCCUUCGUGAAUUUUCACCCUACUCGGAAUCCGAGCGGCUACUCAGGAGUUUCAACACCUCUUUGAGUAACUUGGUGCAACGAUUGCCCGAUAUCCGUCAACAGCUAACGGAUGCUCUCGAUUCCAACUGUCCAUACGAACUGCUUCUCAAGUGCAAUAGGCUGAUGCAUUUGGCCCAAACAAAGCUGGUAGUCCGCUAUGAUGUGAACCAGUUUCGACCUACUGAGCUGGGGAUUUUGCUGGAUAACGUUGGUGAAAACUUGGAAUUUGUCGAACGUAUGAGUGAGUUCGACAACACUUUGAAUGGACUAGCACAAGUGGUCAAGAAGGCCAUCGAAGGCGAAUUAGAUGAUGCCUGGACUGAUUUGGCGCGUUCAUCCUCUACGCGCGACAAAUUGGCCCGUAGUUUCGAAGGCUACUUAUCGCAGGCAAAUAAGUUUUUGGACACGGCACAGGAACGUAUGACUGGUGAACAGGAUAUUCGAACCAACGAGGGCUUCAUUAGAUCGAUGGAAUUCCGUCUCUACGGUCUCAUCGCUUUGCUCUGCAUUCCUGUGCUCAUCUUUCUGCUCGUCUACCUGGGCCUGUGUUUCGGCACCUGUGGCCAUCGGCCCUACGAAGAGGCCGGAGUGUGCAACCGUGGUGUUGGAGCCAACCUAUUACUGGCAGGAGUCGGUUUCAUAUUCCUCUUCUCCACUGUGCUCAUGCUGUUUUGCACCGUACUGUUCUUGAUUGGCGGUCCGUUUCAAACAGAGGUGUGCCGUUAUUUGACCGGACGUAUCCCUGAUGGACCACAUCAAUUUGAUAACUUCAUCUUCGAAAGCGCGCGUUUUGUGAUCGAAAGAGUCAAACGUGAUCAUAAACUGAUGCAACAAUUAGAGGAAGCGAGACGUGCUAAUGAUCCCACGCAGUCUUCUCGCGUCGAGUCUAAGGUGGAAUUGGGCCCAUUAGAGGUGAUAAUGAAUCUCACCCGCGCUCAUCUGGCCGAGGUAGUUCUGACGCGUUGCAGAGACGAGUCGUUUGUGGACGCGAUUAGUGGCUAUCAGCUUUCUUGGCCUGUGUUGUCUGAGGCCGUUCAGUCCUUAUUGCAGGGAUUACUUGAUUCACUCGAUGGCGUUGAUUUGAUUGCUCCACUGAGGAGGACUACCAAUUUGUGCGCAAAUUCGCUGGCACGAUUGGACUUUUUGGACGCUCUCAAUUUUACCAGUGCUAUUAUCCAGACCGAUUCGCCAAUCACAGAAAUCGAUAAUCUGAAUGAAUUUGUGUCCGAUUUGCGAAGUCUCAACAUGGCCAAGCUCGUUCCGCACAUUGACAAUCUUGUCACACAUGUUGUUUCACUGGACAAUAUGCGCAGUCAAGUUCGCCAGCUGUACGUCAAGCUAAACAAUCUGCCCGGUCAAACCCGACAUUUGCGGAGCAAAUUGACGGAAUUCAACGAUACUUUGGCUAACUCGGUCAAACAAAACGUAGACGUUGGGCUACAGAAACUUCGUCCGAUACUACAGGAACAGCUCCAGCUGGCAGUUAUCGCUACUUGGCGCGAUAUUCCAUGCCGACCACUGCAUCUGGCUGUCAAACGUGGUGUCGAUGCUGUUUGUGUUACAAUACUUAUGCCAUUAAACGCGUUUUGGGCCGGUCUCGGACUAAUUCUGCUGCUCUUCAUUCCACUUAUUAUCUUCGCUGUCAAAUUAUCCAGUUUAUAUCGCAAAACUGAGAAAUACAGUCCAGAUUACGAGGAACCGGAUUACAUUUCCUACCAUGGUUUCUACAUGCGUCCUACAUCUGAUUAUCGCGUCACCCCGCAGAAGCCGCGAGGCAAAAUCAGAAAGCACGAAGGCUACUCGCUUAUCUCGCAAGAUGCCUAAAGCUUGCAGAGAAGCCUAAAUCCAAUGGGUCUCGCAAGCGUAAUUCUUCCCGAAAUCACGGCAAUGCCAACUCCCGCUAUCAUCAUGUCUCGGUGUAUCCUUAUGAUGCCUAUGAAUAGCACCACAGUCCCCCGGAAAUUUUUUACGUGGAUACACACCUACUUUCUGCUGAGUCCACUUACCUCUAUGCACCGUUUUUGUCCGACAGCCGUUUUGGGGUUUGUAUAUCUUCCGUUACUUUGACCCUAUCAGCUUGGUCCCACUGCCGCUCAUCGCAUUCUCGCAUUUUACCGAAAUUUCGGCAAUUUUUCUGAUCGACUGCUCUCAAUUUAGUACUACGGUUUAUUUGGUCUCCAAUUUUCCGAUCCCCAUUUGGUACUGGAAAUACGUACCAUUUCCCCAUACUGUUCCACUCGUACUGUCCCCCUUGUUGUUUCUCAUUCACCCCUUUUCUUCGUACUGAUUUGUUCUGCUUUCACUUUGUAAAAUUAUGUUGUCCGGUCGUGUUUCUUUUGUAUCUUAUGUACGCUCGAUCAUUACUGUUUUUGUCUGUUUAUCCGCGCUAAUCACCGGUACUGCCCUUGGAAAUCGUGACUCAACCAUCACUUAUUAAACCCCCUAUGCCAAACGGACUUUUCCGUCUGAACUUCACUACCAUAUGUUUCUCUGUUCUAUCCAACAUCACUCGUUUCUCAGUCCCUACUAAUUUAUCUAUUGUUACUGUGCAUUUGAUCGCAACUCCACGAUAUCUAUGC
Molecule: messenger RNA, 3417 nt
Organism: Dicrocoelium dendriticum
Lineage: Eukaryota; Metazoa; Platyhelminthes; Trematoda; Plagiorchiida; Dicrocoeliidae
Source: the annotation of a GenBank genome assembly